Messenger RNA from Lithohypha guttulata, 930 nucleotides. RefSeq lists its product as uncharacterized. The record is from RefSeq and is a predicted model, not a curated record. Gene Ontology annotation, cellular component: cytoplasm. Lineage: Eukaryota; Fungi; Ascomycota; Eurotiomycetes; Chaetothyriales; Trichomeriaceae. Gene Ontology annotation, molecular function: oxidoreductase activity, acting on the CH-OH group of donors, NAD or NADP as acceptor. The transcript is spliced from 2 exons. Bases 1 to 930 code for a protein of 309 amino acids.
AUGGCUAACAACGAAGCUUUUACUGUAGACGUGAAGAGUCUUACCGGUCCCAAGAACUCGGUGACACUGAUUACAGGCGGCAGCUCUGGAAUCGGGCUCCAAACAGCCAUUAUACUCCACAACCUAUGUCCGCAGAACAAGAUCGCUGUACUGGAUCGCAAUCCACCUGUAUCAACAGCUCCGAAGGAGCUCACCUCCUCAGACCGCUUCCUCUACCUGCAAUGCGACCUCACGUCCUGGAGAGCACAACGCGACGCGUUUGAAAAGACAGUACAAAAAUUUGGAAGUAUCGACAAUGUCUUUGUUAAUGCAGGCAUAGCAGAGUACAAGGAUCAGUUCUUCAAGGACGAUCUAGAUCAAGAUGGAAAGCUUGCGGAGCCUGAUAGAAGAGUGAUUGAAAUUGAUAUGAAUGCUGCCAACGAUACGGUCAAGCUUGCAUUGUAUCACAUGAGGCAUCGGAAGGACAAGAAGAAGGGUGGUAGUAUUGUCAUGACGGCGAGUUUGGCAGGGUACCUUGCCUCAGCUGGGGCACCCCUGUAUAGCGCUGCGAAGCAUGGUAUUGUUGGCCUCAUGCGGGCUCUCAAGAACGACACGGCAACUCUCGACAUCGCGAUCAGCGUGGUCGCACCAGGCAUUACACUCACUGAGAUCAUUUCAGGUCGCGCUGAAGGUGAGUCGCUGCCAGACUGGGCCAAGAGGAUGAGAAAAGCAGGGGUACCUAUAAACGAUCCGAGCGAAAUAGCUGCCAACGUCGUGUGGCUGUUCUCCCAGGGAAUGAAGGGUAAUGGUAAAGGUCUACUUGUACAAGCUGGUCGGUCGGCCGAUCUCGAGGCUGGUAUCGCAAAGACAAGAAGCUCGUGGAUGGGAAAAGAGCAGCUUGAGCUCUUCAGAGGUGGACGGAAGGCUCCGCUGUUUCCGAAUAAGUUGUGA